CUUCUAAUUUCAUGCCAGAUUUACAAAUACAAUUUACCUCUCCCCACUUUCUCGCACGCCUCUCUCCCCCUCUUUCAAUGUGGCUUGCCUCUCUCCUCCCUUUUCCAAUAUGAUUUGUUUCUCUUUUUCCUCUAAUAUGUAGCUCCAAAUUAUAGCUAACAAACAAUAACUAUGUAGUGUAAUUAAAUUUUUUUUUGGUGACUAUAUAUGAAAUUUCCUCGAUUCAAUUUGAUUAUUUUGUGAUUUUUCUAGUAAAAUUAAAAAGCAAAUCGAAUAGUACUUGGACAUGUAGAACCUGGAAAAAGAAGAAGAAAAGGAGGGACUAUAAGAGUCAAAAUUCGUAAAACCCUAAUCGGUAGCCAAAUUCCAGUAUGGAGGGAAUACAGAAGGCUUUUCGUAGUGCCAUGUCUCAGGAUCCUAAUGGCAGUUUAAGUUCCAUUUCUUCUGCUCUUGAAAAGGCACCCAUUAAAUCUUCUGCUACUGUUUCGUCGGCUGAGCAAUCACAGCUUUUGCUUACUCGAUCUUCCAGACAAGCAGUAUCACUGUGGACUUGCUCAAAGCUCUGUGCCAUUUGUUUUGUUGCUGGAAUAUUUGUUGGUUAUACACUGAAGCGUCGUGUACGCCGAUGGGCUUCCAAAUUUCUCAAGGGAUUGAAGGACUAACAAGUUUUGGAUACUUCCAGUUUCUGAUUGUAAUUUCAUUUUCCAUGUAGGUAUCAUAUCACAUUGUACUUUUCUGGCCAUGAUAUACAGAAGUCUUUUAUGGGUUUUUGCUGCAUAAGCACUGAAUUGUGUUUGAUACAAAAGGAAUUUAUCAACUUUCUUCAA
Messenger RNA from Solanum lycopersicum (tomato), 827 nucleotides. RefSeq lists its product as uncharacterized. The record is from RefSeq and is a predicted model, not a curated record. Lineage: Eukaryota; Viridiplantae; Streptophyta; Magnoliopsida; Solanales; Solanaceae.